Molecule: messenger RNA, 3303 nt
Organism: Cynoglossus semilaevis (tongue sole)
Lineage: Eukaryota; Metazoa; Chordata; Actinopteri; Pleuronectiformes; Cynoglossidae
Product: ubiquitin thioesterase ZRANB1
Exons: 10
Coding region: 329-2455 (708 amino acids)
Biological process (GO): cell migration; positive regulation of Wnt signaling pathway; protein K29-linked deubiquitination
Cellular component (GO): nucleus; cytoplasm
Molecular function (GO): cysteine-type deubiquitinase activity; K63-linked polyubiquitin modification-dependent protein binding
Source: RefSeq, a predicted model, not a curated record
UUUGCUUCUGCUGCUGGUUUGUUACACUGUCGCCGCCAUUAAACAACACGAAGGCAACAUAAAAUUAUGCAGCACCGCGAAUUAAUGCCAUGACUAGGAGAGAACGGGGGCCUUACCAUCGUGUGAUUUGUUCUGAAAGGGGUUAAUGAGUGUAUAAAAGUAAAAAUGUGAGCGAUUUAAGGGGUCAAAAUAUUUUUUGGGAAAGAUUUGAUAGAGCAAAGAGGAGGCGGAGGAGGAGGGACUGGACUAGAGUGGUUUGUUGUGGUUUCCAACUGUACUUGAGUAACAAGCCCUGACGUUUAAAGUUUUAUUACCAAAGUGAUUGACAAUGACAGAACAGAGGAUUAAGUGGGUCUGUGACUACUGCACCUAUGAAAACUGGCCCUCAGCAGUCAAGUGCACCAUGUGUCGAGCACAUUCGAGAUCAUUGGGUUCUGUCAUCACAGAGGAACCUUACAAGAACAACCCUGACCUGGAUUCCAGUGUAGAGUGGGACUCUGCUAGAACUGAGAGCAGCAGCAGCCUUCUCAUCUGUCCUGACUCCAGUGCUAGACCCAGAGUUAAAUCAAUGUCCAUGGGUGAGGUUGCCACUAAGUGGUCCUGCCACAUAUGCACAUACCUAAACUGGCCCAGAGCAAUCCGCUGUACACAGUGCCUGUGUCAGCGACCAAGAACCAGCAGCCCCACUGAGUCUCCUCAGACUUCAAGCUCCCAUUCUGCUCUCCACUCACCUGCAGACACCUGUGAAGAGUACAACGACAGAAACAGACUCAAUACCCACCAGCAGCACUGGACAUGUACAGCUUGCACUUAUCACAACUGGCCCAAAACUGUAAAAUGUGUGGUCUGCGACCACCCCAGGCCCAAUAUCCAGGAUGCCAUUGAGCUGGCAGACUCAGCAGCUCCAUCAUCCAUGAUCAAUGAGCAGGACAGAGGUCGUUGGAGAGGCAAUUGCAGUGGAGGCCAGAGGAGGUCACCACCUUUGAAUAAGCGAGAUGAUAAAAUUGAAAUGGAUCUCCAGACGAUAGAGCUUGCGGCUGCAGCCAUUUGCAACAAUGGAGAGCAAGAGGUGGACUUCAAGAAGUUGAAGCAAAUAAGAAACAGGAUGCGGAAAACAGAUUGGUUGUUUCUUAAUGCAUGUGCUGGCGUUGUGGAGGGAGACAUGGCGGCAGUGGAAGCCUACAAGUCGUCCGGAGGCGACAUUGCCCGGCAGCUGACUGCUAGCGAGGUGCAACUCCUAAACCGGUCCUCUGCAUUUGAUGUAGGCUUCACCUUGGUCCAUCUGGCUAUUCGCUUCCACAGGCAGGACAUGUUGGCCAUCCUGCUCCCAGAGGUGAAUCAGCAGGCACCUAAGUGCAUCCCCUCCAUGGUGUGUCCUGAGCUGACAGAGCAGAUCCGCAGAGAAGUCGCAGCCUCACUACAUCAACGUAAAGGAGACUUUGCCUGUUACUUCCUCACUGAUCUGGUCACUUUCACCCUCCCUGCAGAUAUAGAAGACCUGCCACCUGCUGUUCAGGAGAAGCUGUUUGAUGAGGUGUUGGAUCGAGAUGUUCAGAAAGAGCUGGAAGAAGAAUCACCUGUCAUCAACUGGUCUUUGGAGCUAGGCACGCGUCUGGACAGUCGCCUGUAUGCCUUAUGGAACCGCACAGCGGGAGACUGUCUGUUGGACUCUGUUCUGCAGGCCACAUGGGGCAUCUAUGACAAAGACUCUGUUCUCCGCAAAACCCUCCAUGACAGCCUGCACGACUGCUCCCACUGGUUUUAUACGCGCUGGAAGGAGUGGGAGUCGUGGUACUCACAGAGUUUUGGACUGCAUUUCUCCCUGAGAGAAGAACAGUGGCAGGAGGACUGGGCGUUCAUCCUGUCUUUGGCCAGCCAGCCUGGGGCCAGCCUGGAGCAGACCCACAUUUUUGUUCUUGCACACAUUCUUCGCAGACCCAUCAUAGUCUACGGAGUGAAAUACUACAAGAGUUUCCGUGGAGAAACGUUAGGAUACACACGUUUUCAAGGUGUGUACCUACCUUUACUAUGGGAACAGAGUUUCUGCUGGAAGAGUCCCAUCGCCCUGGGCUACACUCGGGGCCACUUCUCGGCCCUGGUGGCCAUGGAGAACGAUGGCUACGACAAUCGAGGUGCUGGCGCCAACCUGAAUACGGACGACGACGUCACCGUCACUUUCUUGCCACUGGUGGACAGUGAGAGGAAGCUGCUGCACAUUCACUUCCUGUCUGCACAAGAGAUGGGGAACGAGGAGCAGCAGGAGAAGCUGCUGAGGGAAUGGCUGGACUGCUGUGUGACAGAAGGAGGAAUGCUGGCGGCCAUGCAGAAGAGCUCCCGUCGCCGCUACCACCCUCUGGUCACCCAGAUGGUGGAGAAGUGGUUGGACCGAUAUCGACAGAUCCGCCCCUGUGCCUCUCUCUCCGACGGGGAGGAAGAGGAGGACGAAGACGACUGAGGAGGGAGAUGAUGAGAUGGGAGUGCACGCUGGGCUCCAUGAAAGUACUUCACUGUCUGCAGUUCUUUUUUUUGCUCCUUUUCCUUUUUUGUUGAAGUAUUGAGUUGUGAUGUUGCAUGUGUUGUGCGAGCUCUGCGUUCAAAGUACAAAAAGAAGGACAAGAUCUGGCACCAACAGACAGAACCCUGAUGUUUCUGCUCUUUCCAAAGCACAUCAAGCCCAUUUUGUUUUCCCUUUUCUGCACACGCUCCUCGUUUAUUAGUUACUUUCCAAACCUACAAAAACAAAACAGAACAUGUUAAAAAAAUACAUUCAAAAAGUACUGUAUUUAAUAAACCCCUGAAACUGCACUAGACAAAUUUCAUUUACAGAAAAAAUUGCCUGAUAGAAAUUUUGCUUUAAUCAAAAGUGCUAAACCCUUUUGUGAUUGUCAAAGUUGCUGUUGCUUUGCGAGUCCCUGCCCCCCCCCCUUUUGUUUUGAUGUUGGUUUUAUUUAUUGUUUUUUUUUUUGUGUGUGUGUGUUUUUGAGUUGACACAUGGAAGCAAUGGCUUUGGUUCUGUGUUCAUUCUGAAGUAUUUUUACGUUGCACAGAUAUAUCCUACGUUUGGUGAGGGAGGGGGGACAUAAUGAUGUUCAAGUUUACUGACAUUUGUAUGUGUGACUCAGCAGUUUUUGAUCCUGUUGGAGUGGGUGACACUAAUGCUGGUGAGGGAGAGAGAAGAAGCCAGACAUCUGCCUCUUUCUAUGGAGUGCUUUGUAAUAAAUUUGACUCACCUGCAUCCUCUUUGUUGACACCUGUACUUUUUAAAAUUCCAUCCAGCUUGUCAAUAAAUAAUUAGCAAAAAAA